AUGACGUGGAAACCGGCCAUUAGGGACAACAGUGAGCGCUGUUACCUUCAAAUAGGUUUUGGAUUUUGCUAUGGUGUUGAGGACGGGGACGGUGUUGAGGACGGGGACGGUGUUGAGGACGGGGACGGUGUUGAGGACGGGGACGGUGUUGAGGACGGGGAGGGUGUUGAGGACGGGGAUGGCGGAUGGGCGAAACAUCUGCCUCUGAUUCUAAAGAAGCUGGCCAGUCAGUACCUGAAGAGGGAUUGGCCAGGCAUCAAACCUGACAGUAUAGAACAGUUGAAUCGUAUCCAGGUGGAGCUGCAGGACUCUGUGAAGGACCUGGCCAAAGCCAAGAAGAAAUACUACGACUCAGAACAGGUGGCUCAGGCCGUUCGAGAGAAGGCUGACAUCGAGGCCAAGUCGAAGCUGGGUCUGUUUCAGUCCAGGAUUAGUUUACAGAAAGCCAACGUUAAGUUGAAAGCCAAGAGGAGUGACUGUAACUCUAAAGCAACCCAUGCCAGGAAUGACUACCUGUUAACCCUGGCAGCAGCCAACGCUCAUCACGACCGCUACUACCACACAGACCUGCUGCACUGUAUACAGGAGUUGGAUGGAGGGAUAUAUAACCAUGUGAAGGACUAUCUGAUCUCUAUCUGUCAGACAGAGCUGGAGGCCUUUCAGGCCAUACACAACACCUUCCAGUUCCUACUGGACAAAUCCAACAGGGUGGUGCAGGAGUUUAACCAGCAGCUCUUCAUGCAGGAGAACCCUGUGUUUCAUAAAGCACAAGACUUCCAGUUCCAACCCAGUGACUGUGACACGACUCUGAGCUCGGUGCAGAAGUUGGUGGACAUUGAGCCUUCGCCCGUCAGUGCCAUGAGGAUGACGCUGGCACAGAGUCGUAAGUUGGAGACAGACACGGGGAGCCAGACAGAGGAGCACAGUCUGAACAAGGAGGCCAGGAAAUGGGCCACCAGAAUGGCCCGAGAACACAAGAACAUCGUCCACUACAAGAGAAGCCUGGAGGAGUGUGAGACACUGGGAGUCCCUCAAACGGAGCAGGGCCGGCUUGAUCUGGAGCUGAAGAUAGAGGAUACCAAAGAGAGCAUCCGCAAGGCUGAGACAGUAAAGCUGAAGGCAGAGGCUCGUCUGGACCUGCUGAGACAGGUGGGCGUUGCCGUGGAUACCUGGCUGAAGAGCGCCAUGAACCAGGUGAUGGAGGAGCUGGAAAAUGAGCGCUGGGCUACAGUAAACUACACUACCCACGAUCCCUCACUCUCGGGCCCGGUUGAUCUGGAGCGCUCGGAGGGAGAGGAGUGUGAGGAGAACAUGGAGGUGUUUGAUGACAGCAGCUCCAGCCCCUCUGGGACUCUCAGGAACUACCCACUCACCUGCAAAGUCCUCUACUCAUACAAGGCGUCUCAGCCAGAUGAGUUGAGUAUAGAGGAGCAUGAGAUGUUGGAGGUGAUAGAGGAUGGAGACAUGGAGGACUGGGUCAAGGCAAGGAACAAGAGGGGGCUGAUUGGCUACGUCCCAGAGAAGUAUCUUCAGUUCCCCACCUCUAACAGCCUACUGAGCAUGCUCCAGUCUCUCUCUGCCCUGGACACACGUUCACACACCUCCUCCAACUCCACCGAGCCAGAGAUACACACUGGCAGCAUCAACGGAGACGCCAGCUUGAGUUUUGUGAGGGCGUUGUAUGACUACGCGGGCCAGGCGGAUGAGGAGCUGUCCUUCCCAGAGGGGGCUGUCAUCCGUCUACUCAACAGAGACACCCAAACUGACGAUGGCUUCUGGGAGGGAGAGUUUAACGGACGAGUGGGAGUUUUCCCUUCUGUACUGGUGGAGGACCUGACGGAGAGCGGAGAGAAUGGAGCACACACACUUAUCUCUCCAUCGACGAGGUUGCCCUCCUCCCUGCCACCCCUCCCUCUGUAUGAUCAGCCCCCGUGUAGCCCCUAUGCCACCCCAGACACCCCCACCCCUCCGCCCCUCCCUCGCUCACCCUCUGUCAACGGGGAACACAAGCCGCCUCCCUCAACGUACAAGGGACCCACUCACAAUCAUAGUUCUGCUCUGAGUCCAGUGUCUCCAGAGUUCACUCCCGACGGAGGCCCUAGCAAACUACGACCUGUCCGUGCAGCCCCCCCGCCCCCCAAGCAGAAACCUCGCAAAAAAGCAGAGAAGACUGAGGAGGUGGAGAUCACACUGGUGUGACAGACAGACGGACUGCACAGCGCUGCCCUGCAGACCUGAGUGACUGAACUUUGAACUGGGCUUUACCUCUAACCUUUGAACCAUAUAACUCCCCCUUCUCUCCCACCACUGGGAAGAACUCCCCCUUCUCUCCCCCUAACUCCCAGCACUGGGAAGAACUCCCCCUUCUCUCCCCCUACCUCCCAACACUGGGACGAACUCCCCCUUCUCUCCCCCCAACCUCCCAACACUGGGAAGAAACAAGGGAAGGAAGAUGAUUGUCUCCUAGCAACAAGGAGUAGCAGCCCCUCCCUGCUCACCCCUCCUCUCCCUCUGUGUCAGACUGUCUGUUGCCUUAACUUUGCUCCCAUCUGGCAGCCAUUUUGAAUGAAAGGAGGAAGAGCGGGAGGAAGAGGAGAACGAAAAGGAGACAUGUUGAGGAGGAGAGUUGCUAUGAAAGGGAGUUGUAUCUGCUAUGUGAGCUGGGAUUCCCCUGUUCUUGCCAUAUAUAGUCGUAUCAUACGUGUUUAAUGUGGAUUAGUACAGUACAUUACUGUUGUCAUAGGAACGUUUCAUAUUAGCCUAACCCGCUGAUUGGACGAUCUAUUUUAUAUGUAGUAGAAGUUGAUCCGUAUGUCAACCUGAAAUAGCAUUGUACAUACAGUUAAAGGGUAUGGAGAGAUGGAGGGAGAGAGAGAGGAA
Oncorhynchus masou masou (cherry salmon) is the source of this 2880-nucleotide messenger RNA. Its product is annotated as F-BAR and double SH3 domains protein 2-like. Bases 1 to 2199 code for a protein of 732 amino acids. The transcript is spliced from 18 exons. The record is from RefSeq and is a predicted model, not a curated record. Gene Ontology annotation, cellular component: neuromuscular junction; recycling endosome. Gene Ontology annotation, molecular function: protein binding. NCBI's taxonomy places the organism in Eukaryota, Metazoa, Chordata, Actinopteri, Salmoniformes, Salmonidae. Gene Ontology annotation, biological process: neuromuscular synaptic transmission; regulation of actin filament polymerization.